Sebastes umbrosus (honeycomb rockfish) is the source of this 1411-nucleotide messenger RNA. RefSeq names its product zinc finger protein 239-like. Bases 1 to 705 code for a protein of 234 amino acids. The transcript is spliced from 2 exons. Gene Ontology annotation, cellular component: transcription regulator complex; PcG protein complex. Gene Ontology annotation, biological process: regulation of transcription by RNA polymerase II. NCBI's taxonomy places the organism in Eukaryota, Metazoa, Chordata, Actinopteri, Perciformes, Sebastidae. Gene Ontology annotation, molecular function: RNA polymerase II cis-regulatory region sequence-specific DNA binding; DNA-binding transcription factor activity, RNA polymerase II-specific. The record is from RefSeq and is a predicted model, not a curated record.
AUGUGGUCAGAUGAGACCAAAAUCAAGCUCUUUGGCUCUUUUGACCCGCACACACUCAUGAAACGGAGAGGACGGAAGGGACUGAUUAAUCAGAGAGUUCACACUGGAGAGAAACUACACAGUUGUGAUGAAUGUGGGAAAACUUUCACUUCGGGGAGGAACCUCAAAGUCCACCAACGCUUUCACACUGGAGAGAAACCCUACAGCUGUGAUGAAUGUGGGGCAGCUUUCUUUAUAUCAAGUGACCUAAAAAGACAUCAACGCAUUCACACGGGAGAGAAACCCUACAGCUGUGAUGAAUGUGGGGCAACUUUCACUCGAUCAGGUCACCUGAAAACACAUCAACGCAUUCACACUGGAGAAAAACCCUACAGCUGUGAUGAAUGUGGGGUAACUGUCACUCGAUCAAUUAACCUGAAAAAGCAUCAACGCAUUCACACUGGAGAGAGGCCGUACUGCUGUAACCUAUGUGGGAAACGUUUUUCUCUGGAUAGUUCCCUUAAAACCCACCAACGUAUUCACACUGGAGAGAAACCGUACUGGUGUGACCAAUGUGGGAAAACUUUUUCUCGGGAUAGUUCUCUCCAAACCCACCAACGUAUUCACACUGGAGAGAAACCGUACAGGUGUGACCAAUGUGGUAAAACUUUUGCUCAGGUUAAUUCCCUUAAAUCCCACCAACGCAUUCACACUGCGUCAUUGUGAACAUUUUUCAGAGCCCAGCUAGCUGUUUCCUCCUGCCUCCUCCCCAUGCCCUGAUAGCUGUGUUGUUAUAUGCUCAGCUUCUCUCCACAUUGAAGGCUGACCAACAGUAAAUUUAUGUUUCAAACAGCAUGUAUAAUUUCGUGGCUAUGGCUACAUACUUGGACCACCAGAAACUUCCCAGUGGGACUCCGUUAUGAGGCUGAAAUGUCAGAACAUCUGGAAGAGUUUUCAAAUCACAAGGAAGAGAACCAACCACAAACCUUUAAAAAAUCUUAAAAGAAAAUUCUGGUUUAUUUCAACCUGAAGUAUUUCCCAUAAAUGUAACCAUUGGGACUCUAUGGGUCACGCUUACUUUCCACUCAGCACCUCUGUUAUAGAUAUUCAGGGAAACAAGGACUAGUGCGGAACAUUGAUAUCAGGGACAGCUGCUCAAGCCUCCUACAACUUUGGACAAUGAAUCGCCUGUAGUGUGAUGAGCAAAAGAUGAAAAUAAUAAUGCAGUUAUUCCUUAGUUCUUGAAACUUCUUCCAGGAACUUUACCUUACGUCUCAGGACACUAAGUGGUGAGAUCCUUAAUUUACAACUAGCUUGGUUAAGCUCACAGAGGAGAAACAACCACAAGACUUAGUACCCAUCCUGACCAUUAUGGCUGUUUAUUGAAUUAUGGGUUAAAGGCCCUGACAUCUGGUUCUGGGGUUGAACCCUG